UGUGACCGUGUUCGAUGUUGGCGAAACGCGUCGGCGUAGAAGUAUUAAUCGAAGAGAACCAAGAUGGCGUCCACCAGAUGAGAAAGGUUGUGAUUUCGCGAGGCUGUGAAUACUGUGCAACGAAUGGGUAUAAGAAGAAGAAUUAUAAAAUGGAUACACAACAAAGUGCCUGGGAAAUUUCUCGGUAACUUUCGUUUCUUACCAAUAUUCUUUGUCGCUGGUGGUUUGUUGGAGUAUACUAUGAUACACUGGCACGCUGGAGGAGAGGUUAACUUUUACAAUACAUACAAGAAAAAACGGAUCGAAGAGGCAGUUCAAGAAAGAUUACGAAACGAGAUAAGAUCGCGAGCGCAGAAUGCUAACACUUAAAAAACUCGCAAAGCAUUAUUGCAGAAACUUAAACCAAAGUUACAAGCUUCAGAGGAUAAUCAAGCGGUGACGAAAGUCACAAACAAAAUGUAACAUACAUAAAUUAGAGGAGUGUAUGAAACUGUAAUAAAGUAACUUUUAUGAUUAUCCCUACA
Megalopta genalis is the source of this 524-nucleotide messenger RNA. RefSeq names its product ubiquinol-cytochrome c reductase complex assembly factor 5. NCBI's taxonomy places the organism in Eukaryota, Metazoa, Arthropoda, Insecta, Hymenoptera, Halictidae. The record is from RefSeq and is a predicted model, not a curated record.